GGGGACACUUGUGAAACUCAUCCCAGAAGAGGUUUCAGCCACUUCCUCUGAGCUGGAAGCCUGGUUCCCUGUCUAGCCUGGCAGGGUUUGAGAGGGGAGAGAGGCCUCAUCCUCUCCUCACUUAGGCUCCCCUCUCCCUGUCCCAGGGUUCAUUCAUGUUCUUCUUCCCCUCCAGCUCACAUCCCUCUACUUCUGACCUUAGGAACUGGUGGUCAUUAACUGUGAGGCAGAGGUAAUCACAGGAUGCCAAACAGAACAAAUGAAAGAGGUCAGAAGGAGGAAUUGUGAUCUAUAUGUCUGUAUUGGGGGUGGGGGUUGUUUCAGAGGUAGGAGAUGCUGUUGACAGGUUUCUGUACUCCAGUACCUAAGACUAGGAAUUAGUGAGAAUCACCUACUCUAUGUUUAUCACUGCAUAACAGGAAAUGUGCUGCUUCAGUUAAACGGAAAAGAGCUGUGCUUUCUGAGGGCCAAACGCGCUCUACCUUCCCUCUACCAGCCUCAAGAUCCUUUCCAAUUUCACUCUCACUGGCACCAGUACUUUUUUUGAAUGUAUAACCUCUCCUCCUAUCUGUAAAUCUUCCAGGUAUCUGCAUUUGGCUUUAGGAGAGUAGGGCAGACAGCCUAGCUGGGAAUAAAUUGCACAGAACCAUCUCCCCAACCUAUCGGCAUAAAGAGACCAGUUUUCUGUCCUGAUAAUGUUCAGCAGUUUAAGAUCCUCUCCUGUUCCACCAGCCUCUCCAGCCUUGACCUAAUAUACAUGAUCAUGGGCUUGAGGAAGACUAGAAGGAAGCCAAAACUCGUAAAGGAACCCUGGGCUUGAAUUGCGGAAAGGGUUGGGGAUUGGGUUUACAAACAGAUGUGUCUGUGAAGCCACAGCGUGGCGCCAGAGUAAAGGCCACCGGAGAAUGCCUUACGGGCCCAGAAACUACACUUCCCAGGAGGCCUUGCCCUGACGCCGGGGCGGGGCUAUGUGAGGGGCAGAGUCUGACGGUAAACGUGUUUGGGGCUCUCCCAUGACUAGAUGGCGGGGCAGGUGAAAGACCGUGAGGCUUUCCAGAGGCUCAGCUUCCUGUACCAGGCCGCCCACUGCGUCCUUGCGCAGGACCCCGAGAACCAGGCGCUAUCGAGGUUCUACUGCCACACGGAGAGAACCAUUGCGAAGCGGCUCGUCUUGCGGCGGGACCCCUCGGUGAAGAGGACCCUCUGUCGUGGCUGCUCUUCCCUCCUCAUUCCAGGCCUGACCUGCACACAGCGCCAGAGACGCUGCAGGGGACAGCGCUGGACAGUACAGACCUGCCUAACAUGCCAGCGCAGCCAACGGUUUCUCAAUGAUCCUGAGCAUGUGCUCUGGGGAGACCGUCCUGAGGCCCUGCUAAGGAUCCAAGCAGAUCCCAAACCACCACAGCCCCUGUCAGACAAAGCCCACCUCGUUCCAGCCCACCUUCCUGAGGAAAAAAUGCAGCCGCUGAGCUCCAGUCACCAGUGACGGAUUCACUCUAUCUUCCAAAUAAAGUUAAUUGUGUUUCA
Messenger RNA from Pteropus alecto (black flying fox), 1527 nucleotides. RefSeq names its product ribonuclease P/MRP subunit p21 (gene RPP21). The transcript is spliced from 5 exons. Gene Ontology annotation, biological process: tRNA processing. Gene Ontology annotation, cellular component: nucleolar ribonuclease P complex. Lineage: Eukaryota; Metazoa; Chordata; Mammalia; Chiroptera; Pteropodidae. The record is from RefSeq and is a predicted model, not a curated record. The coding region runs from base 1022 to 1486 and encodes 154 amino acids.